Messenger RNA from Dibothriocephalus latus, 552 nucleotides. Lineage: Eukaryota; Metazoa; Platyhelminthes; Cestoda; Diphyllobothriidea; Diphyllobothriidae. The record is from the annotation of a GenBank genome assembly.
AAUUAUCUCCGAUUUGCGGACAAAAUGGACCUGGAUCCAAUGGAUAUUGAUAUUGAUCGCCAAUUGGAAAUUUUAGAUGAAAUUGAAGCGCCUGAGCCGGUCACCGCAACAAUCACCGUUCCGGCCCCGAAACGCCGGAAAACCCUGAUGGCAGAGGAGCGUGUUCCUGUAACCGAAAAGGCUCCCACAAGCGCAGUUAGUAAACCCCAGUCAGUAGUUCUCAAUGACCGUAUCCCUGAGACUGGUGACUAUGUUCCAAUUACCUUCCUUGAUGGUCGGCGAAAAUACCUCGCAAUGGAAAAAGUUGAGCAGAAGGUGGAGCUUCCAAUCACCUCAACUACCCGACAGCCCCUGGUGCUUGACGAACUUUCUAAAUUGGUGGAAAGCGCAGAACGAUUGCUGUCGUUUAAGCGGAUAAUUGAUACUGGUGAGACAAAUGGAUCGUCAGACACGUCUGCCCCUGUGAUUUCUGAGUCUUUGUGGGUCAAAAAAUACGAGCCCGCUCGUUAUCUGGACUUGAUAUCUUCUGAGGUAUGUGUGCGCACAUUUUAG